Messenger RNA from Kuraishia capsulata CBS 1993, 3036 nucleotides. RefSeq lists its product as uncharacterized. The record is from RefSeq and is a predicted model, not a curated record. NCBI's taxonomy places the organism in Eukaryota, Fungi, Ascomycota, Pichiomycetes, Pichiales, Pichiaceae. Gene Ontology annotation, biological process: nuclear-transcribed mRNA catabolic process, nonsense-mediated decay. Gene Ontology annotation, molecular function: RNA helicase activity. The transcript has a single exon. Gene Ontology annotation, cellular component: cytoplasm. Bases 1 to 3036 code for a protein of 1011 amino acids.
AUGGCUGCAUUUGAAUGUCUGACUUGUUCAGGGGUGUUCAGCGAGGACGAUAUCCUCAAGCAUGUCAACACCAGCCGACACAAGUCAAUAACGACGGAGGGAGAGGUGACGCCCAUCCAGUGUGAGGAUUGCGGAGACUCAAAUAUCCAUAUGUUGCAGAUCCAGAGAUUUGGAGGACGUGAGCUUGUUCUGCAGUGUAGAACGUGUAUUUCCAAAGAAACUGAGAAGGCAGCUACUAGUUAUACUCUGGAGAAUGGGUCCUUUUUCAAAAGACUAGGAGACUAUUAUGCUAUCAGCGAGCUAGGAUGUCAGCUAUGUGGUGAGUUUGAGAAAGAUCUGAAUUAUGGGAGAGGAAUCCCAAACGGCAAAUACCGCGAUACCGUGGUUUGUAACGCUUGUCUUCCCCAAAUAACUGUUCCGGCCGGCAAGAGUUUUGUGAAUAGCAACGACGAUUCAUUUCUAUUUGCUGUCCUUGCUAAGCGGGAGUAUUCACUAGCGGCUAAGGCUGCUUCUGGUGCCAAGAGGGACUCUGGACGAGGCAGAGGGCCCAAAAGAGGUCGUGGUGGAAGAGGUGGAAGAGGGCGGGGUCGAGGGAGAGGUAGAGGAGGAAGCAGAGGGGGGAGCAGAGGGGGGAGCAGAGGGGGCAGUAGGGGAGUACGAGGAGACCAUAGAGGUUCAGCAAGGGGCUCCAGGGGUGGUUUUGUGGCUUCAAGGGAUUCCAGAGCUGAUCAUGGGGGUUCAAGAGGUGGAAAGACCGCCUCCGGUGUCAGCUCCAGAGGACGUUCUGUAGAACCUGCUUCUUCCCGUCCUUUGCCGUCUCUGAACGGCUCGAAAGAUGCUUCAACAAUUCAUUCCUCUGAUCUAAAGUCAACCGCAAAAUCAGACUUCAAAUCUACAAAAUCGUCAAAACCCAAAGACAAAAGGCAGGUUCAAGAGUCACGUGACAAAGCUUCUGAAAAAUCCAAUUCUCUCCAGAAGACCUCGAAAACGCCCAAAGGUUCGGAUUUGGCUUCCAAUAUGGCAAAGCUCACUGUUGAAGAUGAUCUUGACUUGGAGCAUGAAGAUAUUGGUUCCGAAAUGCUCGAGAAGCUCAUCAAGCAGAAUGCCAGAGAGGCCCAGCUCAAGUAUGAUUCGCUGGAGGACUACUUCCAGAAAACUGCUUUCGACCUGCUAUUGGAGGAGCUUUACGAUGUGAAGCUUACAUCUGAUGUGACUGUCAAGUCCAAUCGGGAAGGAUUUGUGUUCACCUUGGAUUACCAGGAAGAGAUGGACCGCAGAGUCGACCCCAAGUUCCAGCGUCUUCGCCCAUGGCCAUAUGCAAACGGCCAAACGUUGAUCUUGAUCGACAAGUUUCAGAAGGACAGGUGCUGGUAUGGGUUUGUCGAUGACAUGAGACUUGCAAAGAAGCAAGUUGGAAGACGGACUGUCAAGCAAUUGGUGGUGACAAUUAAGCUGUACAGCUGGAACCAUUCCAAACUUCCUGCUGCCACUUUCCAAUUGCUACCAACGAGUGUUCAGGUGAGCAGAAUUAUUAAGGGAAUGGACGAUAUUCGUCACUCAAAUUUCCGGUCCCUGUGUCUCGGUCAGGAACCAAUUCGUCAGCUUCGCUUUAACAACUAUGUGAAGUUCACUCGCGAUACCUUCAAUGAUUCACAGAAGAAGGCAAUCCAAUCUGUUUUGAACAACGCUGUGACGGUUCUGCAGGGCCCUCCUGGAACGGGUAAGACCUCUACAAUUGUAGAGAUCAUUCUUCAACUUCUGGCCAACUUCCACACUUAUCCAAUUUUGGUUGUCGCCUCUUCCAACAUCGCUAUUGAUAAUAUCGCCGAGCAGUUGAUGACCCGCGAUGUUCCGAUAGUGAGAAUCGUUGCAAAGUCGAAGGAAUCUGAUUAUCGUGCAGACCAUCCUUUGGCACCGAUCUGUUUGCACCAAAAGGUGUUUCAAGGAUUGCGGUUGAACGCUAAGGACACUGUUCAAAAGAUAAGAACGAACAAAGUUUCCAGUGUGAGUAAGAAUGCCUUCAAGAAAUUGCAAACGGAAUCUUUUGAAACCUCAGAUACACACGUGGCACAAGCUUCGGUAAUUUUGACCACGACUGUUGGAGCUGGUGGGCCCCAAUUCAAGAGUAUCAAGUCUAUCCCAGUUGUGAUCAUGGACGAAGCAACACAAUCGUCUGAGCCAGCAACUCUGAUUCCUCUAGCAUCAAAGGGUUUGCAGAAAUUUGUUUUUGUCGGAGACCAAAACCAGUUGAGUUGCUUUGCUCGUGUUCCCAGCUUGGAGAUGUCCAUGUUCGAAAGAAUCUUGUUGAACGGGACCUACACGGAGCCCAUGAUGCUUGACACGCAGUACCGUAUGCAUCCAGAUAUAUCCCAUUUCCCACGUACACGGUUCUAUGGAGACAGGCUUCAUGACGGUGUGACUGCUGCAGACCGCACUGUUGACUCUGUGAAAUACCCAGUAUAUUUUUGGAACACUAAAGGGAAACGGGAAUCCAUUGUGAAGAGUAGGGGAGCAAACGGGUACUCGAUGACAUACAAAAACGACGGAGAAGCCAAGUUGGUGUUGGACGUGAUUCGCGCGCUUAUCGUUGAAAAGGGUAUCUCGCGCGACAGAAUUGGUGUUGUGACACCAUACCGUGGUCAGCGUGAUCAUCUUGCCAAGCAAAUUUCGCAAGACGAGGUUAUCAACCCAAGCAAAGAAGCUGCUGUCGCUGCUGUUGAUAGAGACGAUGUGUUUGAUACGAGCGCUCCACUGACGAUAUACCAGGUCUCUGGUUUAUUGGUUGCCUCUGUUGAUGCAUUCCAAGGUCGUGAGAAAGACUUUCUUGUUCUUUCAUGCGUCCGUUCGAACGAGAGAAAGACUAUUGGUUUCUUGAAAGAUAAACGUCGUAUGAACGUGGCUCUGACCAGAGCAAAAUACGGUCUUAUUGUGAUAGGUGAUACCGAAUGUCUGACGGAAUCGCCAUUGUGGAAGGAUUAUAUUGAAGAACUUGGCUCCAAAGGUUACGUUUUCGAUGGAGAUACAUUUGAGUAUUAG